GAAAAAACUUACCUUUCAUAUCCGCUCGCCGCCAUCGCCACCGCCUCCGCCACGGCUAUAAAGCUCCGCCCUUUGGCCGGCCCGCUCCUCCUCUCUUCGUCCGGGCAGCGCCUCUCGCCUCCUUCCUUCGUCCUUGGUCUGUCCUGGCUGCGUGGUGGUCUCCGUGCCGGCCUCCGAUUCCAAAUCCAGCCGCCCGCUCGUGCCCUGCUCCCUCUCCGCUUGCAGGGCCGCGCCGCUCCCCGAGGACGCGGGCGGGCGCCCGGGCCUCGCCCCGCGGGGCUCGGGCAAGUGGCGGGCGACCGGCGCCGUGCGCCAGCUGCGUGCGCUCGUCCUCGACUCGUGCCGCUCCUCCUCUUGCGUCUGGUGAGGCGACUCGUCCUCUGUUCGUGCCUCUCCUCGUUUCGCGUUCGGUGAGGCAGUUUGUCCUGGAUUCGUGCCUCUUCUCCUCUCGCCUCGCUCAAUUCGUCCUUGCUCGUCCUAUGUUUCUCGUCCUCACUCGAUUCAUCCGUCGUUUAGAGUAGAAGAACCUUGUCUGAUUUGUUUCAUUUUGCUCGUCCUCGAUUCGUCUGUUCUGAAGCGCGUCUGAUUUGUUUGAUUUUGCUCGUCCUCGCCGUCGGCCGUUUAGAUAGAAAUCGCGCCUGGUUUGAUUUGCUCGUCCUCGCCGUCGUCGUUAGUUUAGAGUCGCGUGUGCUUUGAUUCUCGCUCGGCCUUGUCAUUGCCCCGCGUGUUCUUGGGGCCGUCUUGUCGGGGGUCUUCGUUCCUGCGACUCUGGGAGGAAGCGAGCGAGCGGUCUAUCGGUUUGGGUCACCGUCUGGUUUGCGAGCUAACAAGUCUGCUUGAGAAACUUGUGCGCGCGCUACUGUUAUCUGACGAUCCUGUGUUUCGUGUUCACGGUGGAGCGAUGGUUCCCGUGUUUCUGUUUGAGAAACUUGUGCGUGCGCUUCUGUUAUCUCACGAUUUCGCGUUUCGUGUUUGCUUUGGGGCGACGGUUGCAGGAACGAUCGGUUCUGGUUCCGAAAUUGGAGCAGUGUCAGAUCGGUUUCUGUGUCGAUUCUUGUUCUACCGGCAGUCGUGUGUGUUCCCAUCCUAGAUGCAGAGAAUCCUGUUCUUGUUUGUUGCGGUUGUUCUGAUGCUGUUCUUUUCAAUUGUUUAUUGUUAUCAUGUUUGCUUAUCUUCCCAUAUGGCAUGAUUGAUUGUUUGUUGUUUGUUGUUUGAUUGAUUGCCUUGAGAUGGAUUGUUGUUUGUUGUUUGAUUGAUUGCCUUGAGAUGGAUUGUUGUUUGUUCUUUGAUUGAUUGCCUUGACAAGGUAAAAACCUAGGCCAAUUGAUUGAUGUUUGUUGCCUUGAGAUGGUAUGUUUCUACAUGGCACCAUUGAUUGUUGUUUGUUGCCUUGAGAUGGUACAUGUUUAUAUGGCAUGAUUGAUUGAUGUUUGUGUAUUGUUAUUAAUAUUGAUUGCUAUUUGUUGAUUGGUAUCUAACUUUGGUAUAUGUAGUUCCUGAACAUAGGUAACAGACCUAGCACUACUCUUUUUUCUGAAUUAUUUGUGAUUAUGUCUUAUGUGGAUAUCAUAUUCUUUUUUUAGUAUUACUGUUGUCCAGUCCUUGGAAUAAUGCUUUUCUAAGUAUUUAAGGUACAUACAUGUUGAUCUGGACAUAUCACAUUUGCUCUUUAUUAUGUUGCUAAGGACACUGAUGGGUUGAGUUGGCAUAUAGCACAUGCAUAUUUACAUUCUUUACAUUUUGCGAUGCUGAUGCCUGUAGUCCCAAAGCAUUCAUUUACCUGAUAUUUGCAUGGAUGUUUCCAUGAUGGCUAAUUUGAUUCAUUAUCGUUGUUCUGAUGGUGUGCUUCUGGUGGUUUAACUAAAGUCGUGGAUCGCUCAUCAACCUGAAGGUUCUUAACCCUGAACUCAUCAAAGGUCCUUGGACUCAAGAGGAAGAUGACAAAAUUAUUGAUCUUGUAAGCAAGUAUGGACCAACAAAAUGAUCUCACUGCAAGGACCUGCAGAAGGACCCUCCCACCUCAGCGCAGGUCCUGUAAGUGAGGACAUGUUCCACUGGCAGGCCACUAUCAUGGGACCCUCGGACAGCCUAUUUACUGGUGGUCUAUUUUUGGUGAACAUCCAUUUCCCACUGGAUUAUCCCUUCAAGCCCCCGAAGGUCUCUUUCCGCACCAAGGUGUUCCACCCAAACAUCAACAACAACGGCAGCAUUUGCCUCGACAUUCUCAAGGAACAGUGGAGCCCGACUUUGACCAUAUCAAAGGUCCUCCUGUCAAUCUGUUCGUUGCUGACGGACCCCAAUCCCAAUGAUCCUCUGGUGCCUGAGAUUUGUCACAUGUACAAGACUGAUUGGGCCAAGUAUGAGUGUGCCUGGACACAGAAGUACGCCAUGGGUGGAUGUAUAGGCAAGCAAUGUCGAGAGAGUUCUUCUCACCUAUAGCUAAAGUCAAAGACGACAAACCAGGUGACUUAUUGGAGUUGCAGGACUACAAAUCAUCGGUCAUCUAAAUCUUCAUUUGCAAAUAUGACUGCCGGUGCUGCUGAUGAUGUAUGAAUGGCUUACCUCUCCUCCUCUCGCGUCUGUUGAGGCAAUUCGUCCUUGGUUCGUGCCUCUCCUCCUCUCGCGUCUGAUCCAUAUCAACGUGCCCACACUAUCGGAUGAGCAUAAAGAUGUUAUGAAAAAAUGCGGUGCACCAAACAAGAUUGACUUCCUCUCUCUUUCUUAUACAAGGCAUGCAGAAGAUGUGCGGAAGGUAGUGAUGACAUUCUCCUUGGUGCUGAGACUUGCCAUGGGUUGUAUCCAGUUGAGACUAUUUCAACAGUAGGCAGAAUUUGUGCUGAGGCUGAGAAGGUCUUCAACCAGGAUUUGUACUUCAAGCGAACCAUGAAAUACGUGGGAGAACCCAUGACCCACUUGGAGUCUAUUGCUUCGUCUACAGUGCGGCUGCUAUCAAAGUUAAGGCUUCGGUCAUCAUUUGCUUGACCUCAUCUGGGAGGGCUGCAAGGCUAAUUGCCAAGUACAGGCCCACCAUGCCAUUCCUCGUCUGAAAACAAGUCAAUUGAAGUGGAGCUUCACAGGCACAUUUGAAGCAAGACAAUCACUCAUAGUUAGAGGCCUCUUUCCCAUGCUUGCUGAUCCACGUCACCCGGCUGAAUCUACUAGCACUACAAAUGAAUCAGUGUUGAAGGCUACUCUUACCUUAGCCAGAAUUUUUAUAAGAAUGUUGCUCAUGUUACAUGCCUUCCUUUCUCUAGUAAGUAGAACAAGAAUACAUUUAACAUUUCUUUUAUGUCCAUAUGCGUACGCUCAUGAUAUUUUGAAUUGCAAACUAAAUUCUAAAUAAAUAAGCACGCGUCUCUGUGCCUACAGACUUGUGGGUAGUGAUGAAUAUAAUCACUUAAUCAGCCUCUAACUAGCUUCCUAUUUUUAGGAACGAAGAUCUGAAUCACCCUCACCCCUCUAGAGAGAUUAGUUUACA
This is a messenger RNA of Triticum aestivum (bread wheat), 3478 nucleotides long. RefSeq names its product ubiquitin-conjugating enzyme E2 28-like. The transcript is spliced from 17 exons. The coding region runs from base 1981 to 2439 and encodes 152 amino acids. The record is from RefSeq and is a predicted model, not a curated record. NCBI's taxonomy places the organism in Eukaryota, Viridiplantae, Streptophyta, Magnoliopsida, Poales, Poaceae.